Ambispora leptoticha is the source of this 1656-nucleotide messenger RNA. NCBI's taxonomy places the organism in Eukaryota, Fungi, Glomeromycota, Glomeromycetes, Archaeosporales, Ambisporaceae. The record is from the annotation of a GenBank genome assembly.
AUGAGUGCACCAACAUUAACACCUUCAAUGCUGACGUUUCUUCCGGGACUGAAAGAGGCGAUUAAUUGUUGCCUGGAAGAAUACUCCCUGUUACCAGAUUGGACACAGUUAGUUGACAAACACAUAAAGCCACAUUUCACACAAGAACCAAAACAAAAUCGAAGGUUUGCCCUGGAACAAGCUUUCAAAGAAAAGUUGUUUGAGAUUCUAGUGCAGAUAGAUAAGCAGAAAAAAUUUGGUGAAGUUUCAUCGCUACUGGAAUUAGCGAUUUUUUGUACACAAAAUUCAGGUUGGCUGUCGAUUUUCGAGAGUACCUCUAUUAUUGAAAUAUUGUCGAAUGUGCAGUUGCUUCUUGGCGAAGAGCAAGACUGGAGAAUUGUUAUAGAACAAAAGGAAAAACAGAUAAAGAACAAAGUCAUCAGACAAACUAAAUCUCAAGAUAAAGCCAUGCCGAUACGAGGUGAACCGCCGUUUCUUAAGUUACCACACAUACUUUUAGAAGAUCUUUUUGAGACACAACUCAUCGAUGACUGUGUGGAACUGUUUACGUUUAUGGAAAAGCAUAAGUCACAGUUGCUUAAGGUGCUCCUCUCGGAUCAAGGAAGAAGUCUAGUAAUAAUUCGUUUAAUAAACGAAUUACUUAGGCGAACAGAUAAAUCUCAUCAUCUCGAAUUCAGUAGUCGACUCUCAAUAUUUGCCGCAAAUUCAUUUGCAAUUGAUGAACGAUCAGCCGUCAAUUUAAAUGCGGAUUGUGAUGCAUCGAAUGUUACUCCGUUCAAUAUCACUCGACAAGAUAAGUACAGUCAAUUAUACUCAAAAAUAUGGGGGCUUCAGGAAUAUUUCAGGAAUCCUAUGUCAAGUCCCGGCGAUCAAAUAAGUAGCAUUCUCGAGGAUAUGCAAACUGUUCUUGAGGAAUUUGAAAAAAUUCCCUUGAAAAAAACUUCUAAAUAUGACGCCACAGAACCUUUAAGUAAAGACAACUCUCAUUUUACUAAGAAUAAUAACACAAACUCGCACACGGUCUCCACGGACUCUUCGUUUCUAUAUGAUGAAGUCCCUCGUAAAACGAUUGAGCCGAUGAAUAUUGAUAAAUACGAUAAUAAUAAUGGGUUUACCUCCAAAAAGCGUAAAUAUCUUAUUGAUCAAGAAGUGACUGAGAAUAUAGAUUCGAGGAAGAAACCGAAGCUUUUAACGCACGACGAUAAAUAUACUAAUGACGAAGAAGCCAUUCAAUUUUGGCCGAAAUUUCUUACUAGUCAAGUGUUAUUUGGUUAUCAGGUUUAUGAUCCAUGCUUUCGUAGCGUCAUUUUGCUACAAUUCUAUAUCAUAGCUGACUGUAUGCCUAGAAUUUAUGCGACGGAGCGUUUUGGUGAGAAAGCUAACCCUCCGGCCUCACAAAAAUUCUAUUUGGAUGAGUCACAAUUAACAAUCACCAAAAGCAUAAUUGAUACAAUUCAAAAACAAUUAGAAAAUACAUUGCCUGCUUGUAAAUCCGGACUUAACACAAUCUUGCGAGUGAUUAAUGGCGAGAAACGAUGGAGUCAUUGGAAGUUUAUUGAAAAAUGUAUCGAAUUGACUCUUCCACCAGCAGCAAUCAAUAAAAAAUCAAACGAAAAACGGAAAGAGUUAAUAUUCACUUUUAUUUCUAUUGAUUGA